UCGGAGCACCUGUUCGGGCCACACAUUUCCUCCUGGAACACAGCAAGUGCCCCCUAAAUUAUCCGACCCUCCAUCCUCUACAGCUCAACAUCAGAACACUCUCUUUUUAGACUCCGAUAUGGGGUCCUCCAAGAAAGUUACUCUCUCAGUGCUCAGCCGGGAGCAGUCGGAAGGGGUUGGAGCGAGGGUCCGGAGAAGCAUUGGCCGACCCGAGUUAAAAAAUCUGGAUCCAUUUUUACUGUUUGAUGAAUUUAAAGGAGGUAGACCAGGAGGAUUUCCUGAUCAUCCACAUCGAGGUUUUGAAACAGUAUCCUACCUCCUGGAAGGGGGCAGCAUGGCCCAUGAAGACUUCUGUGGACACACUGGUCAAAUGAACCCAGGAGAUUUGCAGUGGAUGACUGCGGGCCGGGGCAUUCUGCACGCCGAGAUGCCUUGCUCAGAGGAGCCAGCCCACGGCCUACAACUGUGGGUUAAUUUGAGGAGCUCAGAGAAGAUGGUGGAGCCUCAGUACCAGGAACUGAAAAGUGAAGAAAUCCCUAAACCCAGUAGGGAUGGUGUGACAGUUGCUGUUAUUUCUGGAGAAGCUCUGGGAAUAAAGUCAGACGAGGUGAGAAGGGAUAUGAAGAUGGAUGGGGAGAGGGAGAAGGGCUGGAGAGGGGGGAGAGUGGGACGCGGAGAGGAUGAGAGGGAGAGGGGAGAGGGGGGACAGAGGAAGGAGGUGGAGAGGGAGAGGGAGAGGAAGAAUGGAGAAGGAGUAGAGAGCGAAGGAGGGGAGGAGGGGAGAGCGGAAUGA
Molecule: messenger RNA, 793 nt
Organism: Rhinopithecus roxellana (golden snub-nosed monkey)
Lineage: Eukaryota; Metazoa; Chordata; Mammalia; Primates; Cercopithecidae
Product: pirin-like
Exons: 6
Coding region: 119-793 (224 amino acids)
Biological process (GO): monocyte differentiation
Cellular component (GO): nucleus
Molecular function (GO): quercetin 2,3-dioxygenase activity
Source: RefSeq, a predicted model, not a curated record